AUUUACCAUAACCUGACCUUGCUGUAGCGCGCGCAUGCGGGAGAUAACAACAAGUUGAAGUUGAACACGGCAGAAUAGAAAAGAAAACAGGUGGUAGAUUUCCCCUACGAUGGCACCAGCAAGGAGGCUGAGGAAGAGGAGGAAUCCUGAAGAGAAGCCAGCUGAUGGAAAUCGAGGAGAAGAUGCUGCUGUUGCUGCCUCACCACAGGAGGUCAUCUCGAAGCGAAAGAGGAAGGUCACACGAAAAAGAGAAGAGGAGGAGGAGGCUGGGGCGAAGACUCCAGCAGACAGCAUAGCAGGUAGGACCAGCCUCGCAAGCAAGGUUGCAGCUAAAAAAAGGAAGACGGAGGAGAUUUCCCUCAGCCUUCCCUGCACGGCGAGGCAGAAGAAAGAGACGCUGCGAAAGGAAGCCAGUCCUGCGCCGUCCACGGGAGAGGGUGCACCACUGGUCAAACCUCACCGGCCACUCACGUCUCCAGCUGCAAAGCUCGCAGAGAAGGUGAAGACAGCUCGAACGAAGAGGGCGCCACUGGAGGGCAGGGCGAGCAAUGGCCGCUCGGUGUCGCCGAGCAGGAAGAAACAAACGCGCGUGCUCAAGGCAAGCAAAUCGACAUCGAAACCUCGCGACGAAUCCGAUUGCGAGGUCACGGAGCCGACCCCGCGCGCGACGACCGCGUCUCGCCGCAAGCUGCCGCCAGAGGGCGCCGCGAGAAAACCUCGGGGAAGAUUGAGCACUAAAGUCAGAGCUGACGGUGACAGCCAGCGAGAGAACCCGCAGGCCGUGAGCUUGAGUGUGAUGUUGAAAGAGGAGCCAUCAGUGAAGUAUGGAGGAGGAGGAAAAGGAGGAGGAGGAGGAGGAGAUGCGGAUGGAGUGUCGCCACAGGCCGGUCCAUCUGGGAAAGAAAGCCCAAAGAAAGAAAGCCCAAAGAAAACAUUGAAGGGAGAGAUGAUGAGUAGCGAGAGUAGCGAAUCGGAAUGGGAGGAGGUACAAGACUUCAGCCAUCCACCGCUGCCUCCUCCGCUCGUGAAACCCGCCGUGCAGCAUGAUAUAAAGAUCACUGUGAAGACCGAGGCAGAUAAGAAGAAGAAAGACAAAUAUAGUGCGGAGAGUUACUUCAAGAGCCUGUGGAACAAACUCAGUAAAGAUGUCCGAACAAGUCUGCACCAGGUACACCUGCUCUGCUACCUGUCUCAUGGUCUGCACUGCAGCAGUGUCUGCAACAGCGAGGAGCUACAGGCCGUGGCACUGUCGCUGCUGCCCGCGCGCUACACGGUCGCCGCGGCAACGGCGAUCGAUCGUGCCGUGCUCACUGCGCUCAUCAACUGGUUUAAGUCGUUCGUCGUCGUGGAGACGGACGACUUUCAGCGGAUGAGUGACUGUCUAGCAACCAGGCGCGUGCCGUCGUCGCGGGAAUACAUCCCCCUGUUCGCCAUCUUUCUGCGCAGUCUCUCUGUUCUCACGAGACUCGUUUAUAACCUGCAGCCGACAUCACUGAAGCCUGAAUCGCAGGCAAAGGUGUAUAAGAAGCAACCGGUGAAGAAAUCAGUGAAAGGUGGAGGAAAGCAGACGAAGAGGAGGUCGCGGGGUCAACGUCACACGAUGCGCAGAAGACGCGCAGCAACGAAUCCUGAGUUCACCGAUUCCGACGAAGAGACGUUCCGAGAUCCGAAGCAGGAGACAGACGAACGCGUAGUUCGCAAGAUGCGAAAGAUCGACCGAACUGAGGUUUCCACGCCAGGUGGCAGCAGGAAGUCAACGAGAACGCGACCUACGCCAACUAACUAUAAGGUCGGCGUUUCAAGCAGUGAUGACGGCGAUGGUGACGAUAGUAACGUCUCUGAUGAUAUGGAUAAGGUGGAUCAGAGCCCAGAAAAGAAGUUGCAGCAGUUCAGGAGAGAAUCUCUAAAAGAAAAGAAGGCAAGGCAGACCGCUCGGAAGAAAAAGCAAGAACAAUUGAGCGACAACUCCGACACAGAACUCGUCCGAGAACUAGACCGGCUGGAGUCGUGGGGAACCCAGAAAUCCGCCAAGAACAGGUCAAUGGCGAGAUCGGCAGAGUCUGACGACGACCCUCAAGUCGUCUCUGCCAGGGGACCUUCGAAUGACCUUUGGCUGGAGUUCUACGUGAAGAGCAAAAACCGGUGGACGUGUUUCGACUGCAUUACGGGAUCCAUUGAUGAUCCCAGGGAUUUGGAGAGACGGGCAUCCCAGCCGAUUCACUACGUGGUGGGCAUUGACAAUGAUAACUGCACCAAGGACUUAACGCCGCGCUACGCGUCUGAUUGGAUGACGAACGCACGACGAUUCCGCACGGACGGGGACUGGUGGGCGGACACGCUGGCAACGCGCCAGUGCCAGGACCUACUUAGGGACAAGGAGGAGGACUUGCAACUGAAAGACGAUAUGCUGGCCAUGCCGCUGCCAUCAUCCGUCUCGGAGUUCAAAGGUCACCCGCUCUAUGCCCUACGGAGACACCUGCUGAAGUUUGAAGCGAUUUACCCACCUACAGCCCAGCCUCUCGGUAUCAUCCGCGGAGAGCCUGUCUAUGCCAGGUACGUAUUCAUCCAGGCUGACAAUGGCUUGAUGAGGACUUUUCAGCGGAUGAGUGACUGCCUAGCAACCAGGCGCGUGCCGUCGUCGCGGGAAUACAUCCUCCUGUUCGCCAUCUUUCUGCGCAGUCUCUCUGUUCUCACGAGACUUGUUUAUAACCUGCAGCCGACAUCACUGAAGCCUGAAUCGCAGGCAAAGGUGUAUAAGAAGCAACCGGUGAAGAAAUCAGUGAAAGGUGGAGGAAAGCAGACGAAGAGGAGGUCGCGGGGUCAACGUCACACGAUGCGCAGAAGACGCGCAGCAACGAAUCCUGAGUUCACCGAUUCCGACGAAGAGACGUUCCGAGAUCCGAAGCAGGAGACAGACGAACGCGUAGUUCGCAAGAUGCGAAAGAUCGACCGAACGGAGGUUUCCACACCAGGUGGCAGCAGGAAGUCAACGAGAACGCGACCUACGCCAACUAACUAUAAGGUCGGCGUUUCAAGCAGUGAUGACGGCGAUGGUGACUUCUCUGAUGAUAUGGAUAAGGUGGAUCAGAGCCCAGAAAAGAAGUUGCAGCAGUUCAGGAGAGAAUCUCUAAAAGAAAAGAAGGCAAGGCAGACCGCUCGGAAGAAAAAGCAAGAAGAAUUGAGCGACAACUCCGACACAGAACUCGUCCGAGAACUAGACCGGCUGGAGUCGUGGGGAACCCAGAAAUCCGUCAAGAACAGGUCACUGUCGAGAUCGGCCAAGUCUGACGACGACCAAGAAGUCGUCUAUGCCAGGGGACCUUCGAAUGACCUUUGGCUGGAGUUCUACGUGAAGAGCAAAAACCGGUGGACGUGUUUCGACUGUAUUACGGGAUCCAUUGAUGAUCCCAGGGAUUUGGAGAGACGGGCAUCCCAGCCGAUUCACUACGUGGUGGGCAUUGACAAUGAUAACUGCACCAAGGACUUAACGCCGCGCUACGCGUCUGAUUGGAUGACGAACGCACGACGAUUCCGCACGGACGGGGACUGGUGGGCGGACACGCUGGCAACGCGCCAGUGCCAGGACCUACUUAGGGACAAGGAGGAGGACUUGCAACUGAAAGACGAUAUGCUGGCCAUGCCGCUGCCAUCAUCCGUCUCGGAGUUCAAAGGUCACCCGCUCUAUGCCCUACGGAGACACCUGCUGAAGUUUGAAGCGAUUUACCCACCUACAGCCCAGCCUCUCGGUAUCAUCCGUGGAGAGCCUGUCUAUGCCAGAGAAUGCGUGCGCAAUCUACACUCUAAGGAGACAUGGCUGAAGGAAGCCAGGUCGAUCAAAAAGGACGAGAAGGCCUAUAAGAUGGUGAAGCCGAGGCCGAAACGAGGGGAGUCGACGGGGGAGCCGAUGGCGGCGACGCUGAAGGUGUAUGGGGAGUGGCAGACGGAGCCUUACCAGUCGCCACCCGUGGAGAACGGCAUAAUUCCCAGGAACGAUUACGGAAACGUGGAGCUGUUCCAGCCAUCAAUGCUGCCACCUGGUGCUGUGCACCUGAACUUGGCUGGGCUGCACAAGGUUGCCAAGAAGCUGGGUGUAGAUUGUGUGGCAGCCAUGGUUGGAUGGGACUUCCAUGGCGGUUGGAAUCACCCCGUCAUGGAUGGCUAUGUUGUUUGUGAGGAGCAUGAGGUGAUCCUCAGAGCUGCGUGGCAGCAGGAGCAAGACGAAGCAGACAGGAAGCAGAGAGAGAAACGAGAGAAGAAGGUUCUUGCUCGCUGGAAGUUACUGGUGAAGGGAUUACUGAUACGCGAGAGACUGCGACGGCGUUGGGACCUCCGGCAUCCUCCCGCAUGCGGCACCUCCUCACAGGAAGAGUCGACAGCGGCAUCGGUUGAGGCCGCCUGGCCACGGAAUUUUGAUUCUGGGGAGAGAGACACAUAUCACCUGUUCCCCUUUGAGAAGAAAUGAUCAAAAAUAGAAAAAAGAGAGUAAAAACUUCCUAUGAUGUGAGCGUUUAAACAAGCGUUAUACUUUUGAUGUUACGGGUGUAGAUUUCUUCAUGCUUAGAGCCUUAGAUGGAAAAAUAUGCGAGUUAUAUUUCAUGUCAUGGUUCCCACAAAAGUGAAUUUUUCAGGGACUUUUUGAGGACAUUUCAAGGACAGUUUUAGCUUUUUAGAGUCAUCAUAUAUAUAUUAGAUUCAUAUAUAAAGUAAAAAUUGUUGUUUUACACGAGUGCUGAUAGCAGAUUAAACAGGCGCUAUAGCUCGCCGAUUACUGAUGUACACAAUAGUCGUUUCAUAUUGUCAUUCAUGUAGAUUCAUGUCACGGUCCGGUGACAAUAUGUAAAGCUUUGACAUGUAACAUGUAUCACUCACAAGUAUGUAUCACACAAUGUACUGUA
Priapulus caudatus is the source of this 4895-nucleotide messenger RNA. Its product is annotated as DNA repair protein complementing XP-C cells homolog. Lineage: Eukaryota; Metazoa; Priapulida; Priapulimorpha; Priapulimorphida; Priapulidae. The record is from RefSeq and is a predicted model, not a curated record. Gene Ontology annotation, biological process: nucleotide-excision repair; mismatch repair. Bases 110 to 4462 code for a protein of 1450 amino acids. Gene Ontology annotation, cellular component: nucleotide-excision repair factor 2 complex; nucleus; XPC complex. The transcript is spliced from 22 exons. Gene Ontology annotation, molecular function: damaged DNA binding; single-stranded DNA binding.